Messenger RNA from Leptopilina boulardi, 946 nucleotides. RefSeq lists its product as uncharacterized. The transcript has 3 exons. The record is from RefSeq and is a predicted model, not a curated record. The coding region runs from base 284 to 829 and encodes 181 amino acids. Lineage: Eukaryota; Metazoa; Arthropoda; Insecta; Hymenoptera; Figitidae.
AGAACUAUAGUAGUCCCCAUGAAGUAGGAUAAGGAGAGGUAACGCCUGUAGCCAAUCGCUAGAAAACUUGACACCAUAUAGGGGGGACCACAGUAGUACGACUUUCUAUUUUCCUACUGUUGACAGCGCUUGCGGUGGGAAAUAUUUGAAUUAUAUUUUAUCACGUGACCUACCGCGAAAAGAGAAACAUAACCUGAAUGUUUCACAUGGUGUUUUUGUUGUUAAAAUUCAGUCGUUUGUUUUACACAUGAAGUAUUUCAGUAAUGUGUUAGUGUUUUGAAAAAUGAAGAGUUGUUUUAUAAAGCAUUGCGAUUCGGGUUCGAAAACCCAAAUAAAAAGAGAUGGUUGUGUUCGAAGUUUUUUUAAACCUUCCAUGAAAAUGUUAGCAACAUGGUCAGAGGCUAUUCGAAGAUUUGACAAAACUAUGAAUGUAACUCAUAAGCUUUGUGAGUUACAUUUUAAAGAGUCUGACAUUGACAGAUACUUCGAAUGUAAAUUGCCUAAUGGAAAUGUUGACAAAAUAUUAAGAGAUAGGCCAAAAUUGAAGGAAGGUGCCAUUCCCUGCGUUUAUUUGGAAAAUAUAAAUAAACUUUAUCCAGAAAUUGCAGUAGAAACCGUUGAAGAUGAUAUUAACGGAUUUGAAGGCAUUUUAAAACAUAUUAAAAAUUGUACACUGCCGUCUGAUAAUUGGUCAGUUCAAGUGACAAAAAAUAAUAUACUUUGGAUUCGUGUAAUGGAAGAUGAAAGUUUUUCAUGUAGACGUGUAAUAUUGGGAAGAGAUCUAGAAGUUAAACUGACUUGCAGCCAUGUUGCAGACGAUAAAUUUUAAUUCUUCGCUUUCCCCAAAGGAGCGCUCGCGACAUUAGGAAAAAAGAAAGCCUACUACUGUGGUCCGUCUAUCUGAGGGCCAAUGAAUAUACGCCGUUACCUCUCCUUAUCCUACUUC